ACGUGGGUGAAGAUCUCUCACACAGCUUGACAUGUCCUUAGUUCAAAGGCAGGAACGAGAAAUGGCUUCAGACAUCCCUGGCUCAGUGACGUUGCCCGUCGCCCCCAUGGCGGCCACUGGACAGGUGAGGAUGGCGGGGGCCAUGCCCGCCCGAGGAGGAAAGCGGCGAUCCGGAAUGGACUUUGAUGAUGAAGAUGGCGAAGGUCCCAGCAAGUUUUCAAGAGAGAACCACAGUGAGAUCGAGAGGCGGCGGCGGAACAAGAUGACUCAGUACAUCACCGAGCUCUCGGACAUGGUCCCCACGUGCAGCGCGCUGGCCCGGAAGCCUGACAAGCUCACCAUCCUGCGCAUGGCCGUCUCUCACAUGAAGUCCAUGCGGGGCACCGGGAACAAGUCCACGGACGGCGCCUACAAGCCUUCGUUCCUGACAGAGCAGGAACUGAAGCAUCUCAUCCUCGAAGCAGCUGAUGGGUUUCUGUUUGUAGUGGCAGCUGAGACGGGCAGAGUGAUUUACGUGUCCGACUCUGUCACCCCUGUGCUGAAUCAACCGCAGUCAGAGUGGUUUGGGAGCACCCUCUAUGAGCAGGUACAUCCUGACGACGUGGAGAAGCUGAGAGAGCAGCUGUGCACCUCAGAAAACUCAAUGACAGGUCAGUGUCGCUCUCUCCAUGAAGCUUUCUCCCUAGAAAAUCUUUCCUUAAACAUACCGAGGAAUAACACUGGAACAAAU
Messenger RNA from Odocoileus virginianus texanus, 730 nucleotides. NCBI's taxonomy places the organism in Eukaryota, Metazoa, Chordata, Mammalia, Artiodactyla, Cervidae. The record is from RefSeq and is a predicted model, not a curated record.